Messenger RNA from Pyrenophora tritici-repentis Pt-1C-BFP, 987 nucleotides. RefSeq names its product Endo-beta-mannanase. Gene Ontology annotation, molecular function: mannan endo-1,4-beta-mannosidase activity. Lineage: Eukaryota; Fungi; Ascomycota; Dothideomycetes; Pleosporales; Pleosporaceae. The record is from RefSeq and is a predicted model, not a curated record.
AUGAAGAUAGCAUUAUUUCUUGCACUGGCUGCAAUUGUGGCAGCACUGCGUGCUGCAGUUGAUGUCGCGUCACGGGCCACGGUAUCGAAGGUUGAUGGGCUCAAGUUCAAUAUUGACGGGGUGACAAAGUACUUCAGCGGAACCAACGCUUACUGGAUGCCUUUCUUGACCAACGACAGCGAUGUAGACAGUAUCAUGGGCCACCUUGCAAAUUCUGGUCAGCGCAUACUGCGUAUAUGGGGAUUUAACGACGUGGAAACUAUUCCUAGCGCAGGCACCAUAUACUUCCAGUCCUUCUCUGCGUACUUUUCCGCCUGCGGCGUCAUCUUGCAUGUGCAAUGGUACACGUCGGCCAAAUGUCAGGCUAUGUACCAAGCCUACAUCGAAGCCGUCAUAUCUCGCUACCGCACCUCGAAUGCCGUGUUUGCAUGGGAACUAGCCAACGAGCCGCGCUGCACCCUGUGUCCAACGUCAGUGCUGACAGAUUGGGUCCGCAAAACGAGCGAUUACAUCCGCUCGCUCGACUCGGACCACAUGAUCGCCAUUGGCGAUGAAGGCUUUGGCCUCACGGGCGGCAUUUCCUUCCCUUACCUAUUCCUCCAAGGCUUAGAUUGGGAGACUAACCUUGCCCUCCCCAACAUCUCCUUUGGCACAUUUCACUUCUACCCCGAUAGUUUUCUCGUUGGCAAUGCUGCUGGUGAUGGUUGGAUCGAAGCGCAUGCCAGGAUCUGUCAGCGGCUCAACAAGCCUUGUCUGUUUGAAGAAUACGGUGUCAAGAAUAAGGCGGACCAUUGCCCUGUUGAAGGUAACUGGCAGAAGACAAGCUUGGGCUUGAAGGACCAGGGUAUGGCUGUGGACCUAUUUUGGCAGUUAGGGGACACAAUCGUGAGCGAGGGGCGGUUGACGCAUGACGAUGGGUUCACGAUUUAUUAUGGAAGUGAGGAUUGGAAAUGUUUGGUUGACGAACAUGUCAAGGCUAUCGGAUAG